GCACAGUCGUGGAAGCGCGCAAGGCCAGCAUCUCACUGCUUCUUAGUGUGAGACUGUCAGAGGCCUAAUGUUAGUUGUUAGAAUGGACAUUUUGAAAAUCCGGCAGGCAGGCACAGCGGACCGGUUGAUGGAUUGCUGGACUAGUUUAGAGUAGAAUCGAAGGAAGUUAGAAUUGAGAACUUUUGGAAUAGUUUUUUGAAGAACCACCUGUGGACUAUUACUUGUUUUUUACCACCCCUGUUUAUUUUCUGUCUCCCCUCUCGUCCUCUUUCACUCCCUCCCUAACCCCAUUCCCUGCCCACCUCUCCUUACCCCUCUCUUCCCCUCUCGUCUUUUCUCUGCUGUAUCUACUUCUCGGACUGAUUUAUUUGGCCCAGCUUUUUCCAGAGCGGUCUGGAAUGCACUGUUCUAUAUUUGUCUGCUGCUGAAGCUAUCUUCUCCAUCGUGGAUGAGGCUGAAUCCCGGUGCUCCUUCGGGAAGGACAGGUGGACUUCACUAUUGUGGUGUUGCGCMACCCAUAUCAAUCACCUGCUGAGAGUUUGAAUGUAGUUGGAACCAAGGGAAAGCUUUGGAACUGAGGCUCCAGUCAAAUUCUGCACGUCAACCCCAUUGCCAACAGAAACUCUAAGCUUUCAGAAGGGCUUUUCCUUCAGGGACAAGACCGAGCUGGUCAAGAGUGCCACUGAUAUCGAUGCCAAUCUUCUGCCAGUCCUACCCAAGGUUUCAGAAUUAAAGAAACAUUUUGAAAGCGCUGUCUCCAGCGAUUUACAAAUGAACAGCAGGAAGGAAAGGAUAGCCAGGCGCCUGGAGGGUAUCGAGAGUGAGGCUCCUCUUGCCCUGAUACCUAGCUGUACCGGCUUGGUGGCCAACCGCAUGCUGGAGGAGGACCCGCCACGAUACACCCGGGCAUCAGACCCCUGUGAGCCAAUCAUGGUGAAACGUUACAGCAGAGAGCAGGUGGAGGUCCCACAGAUGCCGGUGUCCUCCCCAGACAGACAGUCUAGGACCCGGGGCAGACCGGGGGACCAUCCUGGACCGGCCGCCCACCCCCAUGCAGAGCCUGUCCUAUCCCCUUCCGGUGGCCCAGUGGACCCAGCCAGCCUCAGUUCCAAGGCCGAGCGGAUCGCCCGCUACAAAGCAGAGCGCCGGCGCCAGCUCUCCGAGCGCUACGGCAUCCUCUUGGAUCAGGAGAUAGACAUGGACUACAGUCCUCGCUACUCGUGCUCACGUAGAGAGUCUGACGCCUCGGAUAGAGGGGCCCCAGCGGUCACAGAGCGUAGGAGAGACAGAGAUAGAGAAAGACAGGAGGUGGAGGAAGGAGGAGGAGGAGGGCGGGAGACUUCCCGCAGAACUCCCUACAGCUCUGGAGUGGGCAGGAUCUAYAUGCAGGCUCACCCUGCUGAGCCUACUCCUGGCCACGCUCCUGCCCCAGGUCACGGUCCAGCCCCUGCAGGCUCGACCCAUAUUCAAGCCCCUCUGCCCACCCGGGAGAGGGCCAGCACCUUCUCAGAGCGGGAGAGGAUGAUGAACCUGGAGAACUACCGGCGGGCACAGGAGAGGACGAUGCCAGGUGGCCUCAGAGGAGCCAGUAACAGGCCCCAUGAUCAUGCCCAGGCCCCCUCCAUCCAGCAGCUCAGCCCUCCUCUAUCCAGGGCCUCCUCCAGAGAAUCCUGCAGCGUGGCGGCCAUCCCCAGCUCCCCUCGUACGGCCCGCCGGGCCUCCCUGCCCUCCACACGCUACGGCAUCUCCCCCGGGGACCUGUUCAUCGAGCAGCAGGCUCAGGCCAUCCUCAGCAGACAGGGGUCUCGUCUGAGUCCAACCGAGCUACAGAACCCAGAAGCUGACGAAGAGAAGCUUGAUGAGAGAGCUAAGAUGAGUGUGGCUGCUAAGAGGUCACUAUUUAGGGAGCUGGAGAAAACCACAGAUAGCGUCCCCAAACCGCGGUCCCGUAACCCUGCCGUGGAGAGGCGCCUGAGACGAGUCCAGGACCGUGCGCGCACACAGCCUAUCACCAAUGAGGAAGUGGACAUCGCUCACACCCUGCAGGAGGCAUCGCAGCACGGCUCUAUGGUGCGGAGCAGUGGAGAGCAGGACGGGGAGAAAGAAAGGGAGAGGGAGGCCCAGCCUAAAGGAGAUGGAGCAGGGCCUGGGCCUGGCCCUGAGGAGAUAAUGGAGGACCUGGUUCCAGAUGAGCCCGACCUUUCAACUCUCAGCCUUGCAGAGAAGAUGGCCCUGUUCAACCAGCUGUCCCAGCAGCCCUCAAAGCCUGCUGCAGAGGGGGCCGGGGCCUCCAGGGGCGACACCCGCCAGCGCCGAGCCAACAGCCGCUUCCAGACCCAGCCUAUUACCCAGGGAGAGGUGGAUCAGGAGAUAGAUCCUAUGGUUACCGCUCUUCCUCCUCCACCUCCUCCUCCGUUGACUAAGAGAGAACAACUGCAGAACGGAGGGGGAGGGGUCAAGCUGGAGCCGCUGUCUGCCUCCCUGGUCCGCUCCGUGGCAGCCGUCACCUCCCAGGUCUCGGUCGCCACGGUAACCGCGGCGACUUCCAGCGGCAGCGACGUCCACCUCGGGAAAUCUACGGCCGUUCACUACAACCCCCUCACCACCACCACCCCCACCACCACCACCACCACCCAGGAGAGGGGAGGGGUGAGGUACUUCAGCCUGACUAAGGGCGGUGACUCCUCCAGUUUCCCUGAACCAGAUCUGUACUCCCCUGGCCCUCCCCUUUCAGAGCAGCAACCGCAGCAGCAGGCUCACAGUAGAGGAGCCGGAGAGAGAGGAGGAGACAGUGGCGUCGCUCCUGGAGCCAGUCGCUCCUCCACUGGCCACAGAGAGAGAGAGGAGGAGGAGGGUGUGUGGGGAGGAGGGGCCAGCAGAGAGGAGAGAGAGAGCUGUGGUAGUAGUGGUGCUGGAGGCAGCAGCAGUAAGGGAAGGCUCCACUCCCCCGACAGCAGACAGCAGCGCUAUCAGCCCCCAGCCCCAGAGCCCCAGUCCCAGCCGCGGCACGCCAACAGUAGCCAGCGGGAGUCCGUCGAGCUUCCCUCUUCGAGGCACGGGAGGGGUGAGUUGCUGGUGGAGCCCAGGCAGCACAGAGACAGAGAGAGAGACAGAGAUAAAUACGGCAGUAGCAGCAGCAUCACCCUGGAGAGGGAAGAGCACGGGAGUUACCUGGGAGAGACACACAGCUCAGAGAGACACACAGAGCUGCAGCACACAGCAGACAGAGCGAGCACACGGAGCAGCAGGAGCAGGGAACUCCUCUCAGGACAACAGCGGGGCUCCAGGAGUGUCUCUCACACCUCCAGUAACCAGCAGAAACAGCAGCAGAUCCAGUCUUUCACCCAGUCUCCCCCACAAACUGAGCCCCAGCCCUACUCCAAACCUCACCAGCACUUCACCCAGGAACCGCCAGCCCAAUCCCAGCCCAAGCCCCAGGAAAGGGAGAGGAGCGUCACCCAGCCACUUCCCAAGCCUUACUCUCAGCUAAUCCCACACACUCAACCCAGUCCCCAGUCCUUAUCCCAGCCUCCUCCUCCCCAGACCGCCCCCCAGACUCUGCCCAAGCCCGCGUCCUUCCCUCAGCCGCUGGUCAAGUCUCAGACCCUGCCUCUGGACUACAGUGACGACAUCACAGGACACAGUGUCUCCGACUUCCUCUCCCCCGGCGAAACAGAACUCUCAGAGAUGUCCUCCAAACAGAUGUCCAUCAAAGAAAGGCUGGCCCUGCUGAAGAAGAGUGGUGAAGAGGACUGGAGGAACAGGAUCAAUAAGAAGCAGGAAGUGGUGAAGGUGGCUGUGACUGAGAGACACUCCACAGUACAAGGACAGGGAUGGGAGGCAGAGCAAACCUACAAGAAGAAGGAGGAAGUGAUGGUCAUUGAUGAGUUCGCUGCUGUCACUGUGUCUGACCAGCUGUGGGGGAAAAUACACUGUGAACCAGAUAAAGGUUUGACUGGGGAACGCCGGCUCAGUCUGCUUCAGCCAUGGAAACAUCAUCAUGACUUCAGACUUGAUUUAUCCAAAAUAAUCUCUAGGAUGGGAGAGGAGAUGGAGAACCAGGCUCAGAUGUCCAUAGAGGAGAGGAAGCAGAUGAUCUCAACACGGGAGGAGUCCUGGGUGUCUAAAGGCAAGGGGGUGGCCAACGACUCCACCCAGUACACUGUGGCUGCACGCAUGGUCAAGAAAGGUCUGGCAGCCUCCUCCUCAGCCAUCAGCCCCAUCCUGUCUCCUGUCUCCACCAAACUCAAGAGCAACGUGCCGGUCAUCAAACCACAGGAGGAAAUCGAAGCCAGACCAGAGAUGAACUUGGAGUCGGAUAAAAAGCUGGAUAAAUUGGAGACAUUUUUGGGACGUCUGAACAGUAAAGUGGCAGGUCUUCAGGAGACCACUCUGACCGUGACAGAGAAGGCUGUGAAGGAGGUGAUGAGGAUGGACGAUGAGAUCUUCUCCAAGUUCUACCGGCACGUGGCUGACUUCCCACGCAUGCCCAGCAGGAUCGAGAUCGACGAGGACUUUGAUGCCAUCUUCGGCACUCAGGCGCCCAAGUUGACCUCAGCCAUAGCGCAGCACAAACGAGCAGUGAGACCAUCGAGGAACGUCCGGGCGUCUAAGAACCCUCUGAAGAUGCUGGCGGCCAGGGAGGACAUCAGACACGAGUACACUGAGCAGAGGCUCAACAUCGGCCUCAUAGAGAGCAAGAGGAUCAAGGAUGAGAAGAUGAGUAAGACUUCGGAGUACUCGGACGCGGCCCUGGCUGGACUGGCCAGUAAGGAGAACUUCAGCAACGUGAGUCUGAGGAGCGUCAACAUCUCAGAGCAGAUGUCCAACAACAGCGCCGUGCCGUACAAGAAUGUCAUGCUGAUGCAGGUCAAAGGCCGCCGUCACGUCCAGACCAGACUAGUGGAGCCCAGAGCCUCGGCCCUGAACAGUGGUGACUGCUUCCUCCUGGUUACUCCUCAACACUGCUUUGUUUGGAUGGGAGAGUUCUCUAAUGUCAUCGAGAAAGCCAAAGCUUCUGAGCUGGCAUUGUUCAUCCAGACUAAGAAGGAUCUGGGCUGCAGAGCGAGCCAGAUCCAGACCAUCGAGGAGGGGGUCGACCCCCAGAGCCCUGCGGCCACAGAGUUCUGGAAGAUCCUGAGAGGAGAGCAGACCUACCAGUCUGCCGGGCCACCAGAGGAGGAUGAGCUGUUUGAGAGUGCCAUAGUGGAGACUAACUGUAUCUUCCGUCUGCUGGAUGACAAGCUGGUUCCUGAUGAUGACCAGUGGGGGAAGGUUCCUCACAGCACACUACUGGAGUCCAAAGAGGUGUUGGUGUUUGACUUUGGCAGUGAGGUGUAUGUGUGGCAUGGUAAGGAGGUGACUCUGGCCCAGAGGAAAGUAGCCUUCCAGCUGGCYAAACACYUGUGGAAUGGAACCUUUGACUACACCUGCUGCGAUAUCAACCCUCUGGACCCUGGAGGAUGCAAUACACUCAUACCCAGGAAGGGCCAGGGCCGUCCUGACUGGGCCAUAUUCGGCAGGCUGACAGAACACAAUGAGACUACCCUGUUCAAAGAGAAGUUCCUGGACUGGGCAGACACGAAGAAACCACAAACAAAGAACACCAAUGAGCAAGUCAGUGAGCAGAAGGAGAUGCCAGGGCGGGAGUGCAGGCCGUAUGAUGCAGCAUUGAUGCUGCCUGUACUCCAGACAGCAGUCAGCACUGUGCUGGACGGGAUGAACGUGGGCCGAGGCCACGGCUCUAUAGAAGGAGAGGACAGGAUGAGGACUCUAGAGAUCAGCACGGUGUCGGUGGAUGUCUGGCACAUCCUGGAGUUUGACUACAGCCGGCUACCCAAGCAGAGUAUAGGCCAGUUCCACGAGGGAGACGCGUACGUUGUGAAGUGGAAGUACAUGGUGAGCGCAGCAGUUGGGAGGAGRCAGAACCCGGAGUUGAGGAGYGCGGGCCCUGGCAAAGAAAAGUGCUGCUACUUCUUCUGGCAGGGACGGCACUCCACCGUGAGCGAGAAAGGAACGUCAGCACUGAUGACAGUGGAGCUGGAUGAGGAGAGAGGGGCACAGGUCCAGGUACAGCAGGGGAAGGAGCUCCCUUGUUUCCUCCAGUGUUUCAACGGGGGGAUGAUCAUACACUGUGGGAAGAGAGAGGAGGAAGAGGAGAACACACAGACUGAGUGGCGUCUGUACUGCGUGCGAGGGGACGUCCCUGUCGAGGGCCACCUCCUGGAGGUCGUGUGUCACUGCAGCAGCCUGCGCUCCAGGAGCUCCAUGAUCCUCCUGAAUGUGAACAAGGCCCUCAUUUACCUGUGGCACGGCUGCAAGGCCCAGCAACGCACACGCCUGGUGGGCCUCACCGCCGCGCAGAGGAUAAAAGAACAAUGUCCGUUGGAGGCGGGGCUCCAUAGCAGCAGUAAGGUGACCAUCACCGAGUGUGACGAGGGAUCAGAGCCCACUGGAUUCUGGGAUGCGGUCGGUAGGAAAGACAGGAAGGCCUACGACUGUAUGUUGCAAGAUCCGGGUAAAUUUAACUUCACCCCUCGGCUGUUCCAGCUGAGCAGUUCUUCUGGGGAGUUUGUAGCCACAGAGUUCUACCACCCCUCCAGAGUUCCAGACCUGGUCAGCUCUCUGCCCUUCCUUCAGGAGGAUCUGUACCAAGCCUCCCAGCCGGCUCUGUUCCUGGUGGAUAACUUCCAUGAGGUGUACCUGUGGCAGGGCUGGUGGCCCCAGGACAGCGAGAGCCCCGGCUCCGCCAGGAUACGAUGGGACAUGGACAGGAAGUGCGCCAUGGAAACGGUGCUGCGGUACUGCAAAGAGAAGAAUGAGAAGAAGCCUCAGAAGUCGUAUCUGAUCCAUGCUGGUCUGGAGCCUCUCACCUUUACCAACAUGUUUCCCAGCUGGGAGCACAGAGAGGACAUCGCAGAGAUCACUGAGAGGGAGGCGGAGGUGUGUAACCAGAUCAUCUUGGUGGAGGAUGUGCUGGCCAGGCUGUGCCAGAACACCUAUCCCCUGGCUGAGCUGCUGGCACGUCCCCUACCUGGGGGCGUCGACCCCCUCCGCCUGGAGAUCUACCUAUCAGACCAGGACUUUGAAAAAGCAUUGGACAUGAAGAGAGAGGAGUACGAAGGAUUACCAGGGUGGAAGCAAGUGAACUUAAAGAAAGCUAAAGGACUGUUUUAGUGUAAAGUUAAGCUGAUGAUGAUUGUGGAGAGAGAUUAAACGCAGCACGUCUUGGACGACAGUGGAAGUUGAUACAAAUGCUGCUUUAUUGUUAAAACCAACGUUUCUGGCUCCGGGCCUUCAUCAGGUUGGUUGUGGAGAGAGAGGACGCAGAGACUGUUGACAUGAUGGAGGCCACCAAGCUGUCCCGCCUCAGCACUUCCCAGCGGCGUGACCGAACCCCAGUAGUGGUUGGUGGUACUUUAACAAUCAGUGGAUGGGCUCAUCAUUUCAGUUGAACGGAAUCAAUGGAAACGUAUCAAACUCAUGGUUUCCAAGUGUUUGAUACAAUUCCAUCCACUUCAUUCCAGUCAUUGUUAUGAGAUAUCCACCCCUCACUAGUUUCCUCUGCUGAACACACUCUCAGGGACAGCUUCUCUGAGUGGGGCACAGGGGGGGGGGGGGG
Molecule: messenger RNA, 7621 nt
Organism: Salvelinus sp. IW2-2015
Lineage: Eukaryota; Metazoa; Chordata; Actinopteri; Salmoniformes; Salmonidae
Source: RefSeq, a predicted model, not a curated record